AUGAUGUUCCAGAGCAGAGUUGGCGAGGAUGUAUCAAGUUCUGAGCCAUUCCCAUUUGGAUACACAUCCAACUCCAACACAUCCAAUCUACCAUUCUCAGUCACAUUCCCAGUCAGUACCUACAAUCCCCAACUCAUACUCUAUUUCACCAGUCCAGCAGUUUGGUACAGUGACCUCAUAGACAACAUCAAUCCACCACCCAUCAAUGACACUGAUCCACCCAUAAUCUUGAACAUGACAAUAGUACCAAUAUCACAAUUUAAGUAUUUGAUCAUUGUGGAGAUCAUUGAUGACUUGAGUGGCUUCCAAUAUUUGGCGCUUGAGUAUCAUAACCCAACAAAACAUGUUGUAAUCACUUCAUCAGACUUGGUCCAUGGCAACAACAAACAUGGUAUAUACGAGAAGAUCGUCAACAAUCAUGAGAACAUAUUGACAGAGUUCAAAUGGUUCUUGAUCAAGGACAAUGCAGGCAACACCAGAGAUCUCCCAGGCUGGGAUGACUACCCUUUCUUCUUCAACAACCGUUUACAAAACGUCAACAUGUAUUCACCAACCAUUACCAUCACUGUCAACGACAUUACAAUGUUCUACUUCAACUACACUCAUAUGGAUGUUAGUCUAUCAACAUUGGAGAAUGAGUUGUAUUUUAAUACUACAAAGAAUGAUGUGAAUUGGAAGCCAGAGUUCACAUUCGGUCAUAUCGAGGAGAAUAGGUUAUACACGGCAUUCGGCUACUACGAUCAUGUUAGACAACAUUACAUAGUACCGUUCACAGUUCCAGCUCGUACCUUCACGACCACACUCCAAUACUACAUAGUCGCUCAGCCCAGACGCAUUGACUACAGUCAACUCGCGUUGGACUUCCCGUCCAAUACCACGGUCGAGGUAGUUUCAUCAUAUGGAGACGAGUUGCCACCCAUGAUCACAUUCAUAGAGACUUAUUCUGGAAAUGUUGUGGAUGUCGAUGUUGAUGAGACUGUGACUAUUGGAUGGAGAUUCAUGAUUGAGGAUAGACCUAAUGGAUUCGCCAGAGGUUCAUUCAAUGUUACAAGUGAUGUAGAUUAUCUUGUUAGACACUUUGAUAUAUCUUUCAUCAAUGCAACAUAUGGUACAAGAUACUUUGGCCAUUAUCAAAUAUUAUUCAACGUCACUGGAGCAUACCGUAAUCAAACAUUCUCAUUCAAAGAUAUUAUAUUGGAGGAUAUACUUGGUAACAAGCACAACUAUUCAUCAUUGGAGGACAAUAGAGAGUUCAACUUAGUAUCAUCUACACUCACACCACUAUCCAGAGUGAUGAACUCCACUGAACUCAGUAUCAAGAUACAGACCAAGAGUACUGAUGUUAAUGGCCCUGUGCUCCAGAAUCUGGAUAUCCGUACCAAGUCAGUUGAUGUUGGUUCCCAGGACCGAAGAGUACAUCUAGAGUUCAUUGUCUCAGAUGACAAGGGAUACUCAAUCAAUCAUCUCCCAACAGUAUACUUCACAUCCGAUGUAUUCCAGAUCACAUCAUUACCAACAUCAAUCAUCAAUCAAACUGGAAACACAAUCAGUUUCGCAUGUGAUGGUCAACUACCUUAUGGAUUUGGAGUUGGAAAUGGAAUGGUAUUGGUAUCCAUUUAUGGAUUGAUGGAUACAAGUCAGAAUCUUAAUGGAUACUCAUCAACUGAGUUGGCUGCACUUGGUUUGGAGUCAGAGAUCAAGAUAACACUCACACAGACCGUACCUUGGAUUGAGGAUACAUUGCGAUCACAUGGAUCAGUGACUGUGUUUGGCAAGAACUUUGGAUACAAUUCAACUACUGAGGCAGUCAUCACACUCAGCACUGGUGAGAUCAGAGUGUCACCUACAUUCCAAUCAGGUACAAUGUUGAUAUUCAACAGUCUGGAAAUCAAACCAACAAACAACUUCACAAUAGGUAUUGAUAAGACACCUGGUGGAUUGUCCAAUGUUGUGCCCAUCAUAUAUAUCCCGCCAGGUAAUGACAAACGAGAUGUCUUUGUACCAUGCCCAGGAGCAGGAACAUCCUCAACAUGCUCUGGAAAUGGAAUAUGCAUGCCAACCCUUGGUUGUCAAUGUGAUCCAGGAUGGUAUGGACCUGAUUGUGGAUCAAAUGUCAUUCCAAUUGUGCCACUGGUCGACCCAUCUCAGCCUUCGGCCACAUACACGAUCAAUGAUGGUGGACUCAACAUUAGUGCCAUGAUCAGUAUUGUAAAGUUGAUAGAGUAUGAUCAAUCUGGAUUGGUUUCAAUCAUGCAGUAUGAUUUGAAUAAUUGGACAUUGACCAACUCAGUUGGUAAUGUAUCCAAUGAGUAUGAGACUAUUGUGAAGAAUGGAGCAUCGAUCAAAGUGACCACGCAAUGGUACUUUAGCAACUCCACCAUGCCCACCACCGUCUACUUUGCAGGCGAUCCCAAUCAAGUCCAGCAAUACACUCUCAAGGUAUCGAUUAUGAUCACCGACUAUCCAUUCAGAUCACGUCUGAACAGUCUUCAACUUGUGAUGAAUGCAUCGAUUGAUGCUGUCUCAGAUGGUCAGUCAUGCUCACUCAAACAGUUGGUCAUGGAUCAGAGCAACUCGAGUGUGGCAUGGAUGAGGCUACGCAUCAACAAUGUCAAUCUCUAUGGACAGUUCAUUCAAAAGGUCAUCGUAGACUAUCGCAACGCCAUCGCUCGUACCGUGCCACUAGACUCCAACUCGCAGGCAACUGACGGACACUCAGCAUCAACAUUGAUUGGAAUCAAUAUGCCCUAUUUUGACAUGUUCGCAGCGAUUGAUCCCAACUUCCAAGUGUUGAUUGACUCUGAUGGUGACAAGAACAAUAAGAUGGACUAUGACAAGUGUACCAAUCAAUCAAGUUCAUCAGGAUUGUCCAAGAUGGCAUUGAUAGGUAUCAUCAUUGGUUGUAUUGUAGUGGCUGCUGCCAUUGCCACUGGAGUUGCCAUGAUGUUGCGCAAGAACUAUCAUGAGAAGAUGGACAACAAGAGAGUACAACAUCGUCUACGUGAGUUGCAGAAAUAA
This is a messenger RNA of Acytostelium subglobosum LB1, 3018 nucleotides long. RefSeq lists its product as hypothetical. The transcript has 5 exons. The coding region runs from base 1 to 3018 and encodes 1005 amino acids. NCBI's taxonomy places the organism in Eukaryota, Evosea, Eumycetozoa, Acytosteliales, Acytosteliaceae. The record is from RefSeq and is a predicted model, not a curated record. Gene Ontology annotation, biological process: sexual reproduction.